This is a messenger RNA of Strigops habroptila (Kakapo), 3225 nucleotides long. RefSeq names its product lysozyme g-like. The record is from RefSeq and is a predicted model, not a curated record. Gene Ontology annotation, cellular component: extracellular region. Lineage: Eukaryota; Metazoa; Chordata; Aves; Psittaciformes; Psittacidae. The coding region runs from base 620 to 1168 and encodes 182 amino acids. The transcript has 5 exons. Gene Ontology annotation, biological process: defense response to Gram-positive bacterium; peptidoglycan catabolic process. Gene Ontology annotation, molecular function: lysozyme activity.
GCUGGGGACUGCAUCCCAUGCUGGGGGUGAGGGGAAGGAUGUGCUGCAGAGAGGGUGUCUCUACUCCCCACCUUAUCUUCACCUGUCUGGUAGCUUUUGGCCUGCAAACUUUGCUGCAGGGCUGUUGAAAACGAGCACCGAUUUAUUCAUGUUCUGCAAACCACUGUGUUUCCAGGUCUCCUGGGGCAGCUGAGGAGAACCAUCGCCAUGAUUCCCACACUGCUCUUGCUGGGCCUUAUGGCCCUUGUCGGUGAGCCGGGGUUUGGGUUUGGGUUGCUGUCAAAACACACAGGAACUGUUUGCAGAGGGACUGCAGAGAGGAGGUGUGCACUCAGGCCUGAGAUCCCCUUUCUGCACGGCGCUAUAAAACCCCAUGUGGCUGAUGGCCCUCAGCUGCUGUAUGAGGCUGCUCACUGUUCACGUGUUUCUCAAACCAGCAUGUCUGGAGUACGGGACUGACACCAAAAGGAGUCACAGACUUCUGAUUUUCCCAGCUAACCUUAUCUGACCUCUGUCUGCUCAGAAAUGAUCUCACCAAUAUGGCAAGCUGUUUGAUGGAGGCUAUUCAUUCCUCAGGAACUGAGGAAGCAGAGUAAUUUGCCCAGGUUGAGCUCCAUCCAUGAGUUACAGUUGCUAUGGUGAUAUAAGUGCUCUUCAAGCCCCACUGGUUCCCUGCACAGCUGUAAGAGCCUCAGACUGUGGACUUGCCAUGGUACGGAGCUCUGCUGAGGCAGACAUCAUACGCCUGAGGAAAUACGAGAUCCCGAUUAAGAGAGUAGCCAGAAACCUGUGCUUGGAGCCGGCGCUCAUCGCUGGCAUCAUCUCGCAGGAGAGCCGUGUCGGCCUGCUCCUGAACAAUGGCUGGGACCAGGAACGGCACAAGUACGGCUUGAUGCAGCUUGGUGGGCAGCAACAUCAGCUUUUCGGACUGUGGGAUAGUGAAGAACAUAUAAAUCAGGGCUCAACUAUCCUGGUUCUUUCAAUUAAUGAAGUACGGGCAAGACAUCCUACCUGGACCUGGGACGAGCAGCUGAGAGGGGGAAUCUGCACCUACCGUGCAAAAAUGGGCAACUUCCAGGUCUACGAGGAUGACCCAUGUGACAGAGACAGCUACUACGUCAACAGCGUGAUUAGGCGAGCCCAGUACUUUAAGAGACACGGGUUCUAGCUCACAAACCUGCACCACCACCGAGCCCUUGCUCCACAUAGACUAGCCCCGUAGUGACUGUAGUACCCAGAGCAGCUCCUCAGGUCCCCUGGCAGGACCAAUGCUGGUGGCAACAGCUCAGCACUGCCUUCCAGGGGACCUGCAGGGACAAGCUCAGGGCCUUUGAAAGGCAGGUGGGGACAGUCCAGAGAUGUUUAGAUGUCGGGUGAGGAAGGUGCCUCUUCCCAUUUGAAGCUGAACCCGGAGCUGUUUGUGCAUCCCCCAACAUGGGCACACAAGCUGCUCUCCCUGUGCAUUGUCUGUGCUCUUCCCAUCUCCUUCAUCCACCUCCUUCCCUCUCCCUGGCCAACGUGGGGAUGAAGCCCCUGAGUUAAACUCUUCCUUCCCCUUGAUUGUGCUGGCUACAGGGCAAUGAAGAGACUUCUUGCCAGGCCUAUGGUCUCUGUACUAGCUGUCCAUUCCUGCGGCCAGCCUUGUGCAGGACAAUGUUAAACAUGCUUCUGUUAGUCUCCCGAGCCCUGGAGCCCACAGCCACAGUGGGGCUGGAGACCUCUUCAUGGUGAAAAGCAGCCUCACACAGGGGAAAACCUCUGUAUGGGAAGUACUCCAAGUGCCAUAACAGGCAUGCAAACCAGCUUUCCAUUAGUCAGCAGCCCUCUGAGUGGGAGCCAGACCUGUAUGUACCCAAGCCCAGGGGCUGUAUCAAAACAACAGUGUUUUAGUAAAAACCCCCCAACCUUUCCUGCUUUAGCUUUUGCAUCUUUAUACUGGGUUUCCUUCAAGUUUAAAAGUGUUUCAGCAUCUGUCCCUCUGCCGGGAAUCCAAACUUUUAAUUUGAAGUGAAUUAGCUCUGGGUUUAUAAGCUCUGUUUGAAAGUGUUCUUCAAUGUGGAUGGGUCUGGGUGGAAAUUUAGGUUUACCGAGAAUAAUACUGAGAAUAUUUUCUCAAUAAAGAUAAAUGUUGAAUCCAAAUAUUUAUAUAUAUUUUUUUUCCAUGAGGCCCAGUGCUCAGCAACCUGUAAUUUGAGUAAAUAACCCAAUUCAUUACUCUUGCAAUGGGUCUAAAACUCAAUUUGAGAACAGGGAGAGGGAAAUGGUGCUGCAGACACCCAGGGGUGGGUGAGAAGAGCUGGGCUGACAGCCGGGCUGUGAGGCAGCCCAAGUCUGGCCACUGCCCCCAAACCUAUGAACAGGGAAUAAGGAUGUUCAUGUUUAGGUUCUGAAUAAUAAUGAUUUUGGAGGCAUUGGGGCACCUUUCUGCUGGCUGUCACCAUUGCUGAUACAGAAGCGAUGUGCCUUGUGGUCUCCUGGGUUGGAUACUUCAGAAAACUUUCAGGGUAAUGAAGCAACAUUCACCGGGAGUGACCAACAUGUAAAAGUAGCUGCAUGUUAUGGUGCUGUAGAGCAGGGAAAUGCGAUAGGUGUUCUUUAAGGACUUCUACGGGCUAACAUUGCUGCAUCAGAAUCAGUGAUCAGCAAAUCAAAAAGACAGUAAAUUACAGUCAAGGGAGAAAAAUCUUCUCUGUCAGGGUCCUGUGCUUUGGUUUUACAACUGAUGUCAGUACUGCGAAAUGUAUUUAAAUGUGCUUCCUACAAUAACCAGCAAAUGUGAGGUGGGAAGCUUUCUCUGUCAUCGACCUCGUAAGCUGCAGGUCCCUCCAUGGCUCAGGCAGGGAUCUGUCUAAAGUCUGGGGCUUCAAUGACUGACUGUCAUAGACACCAGGCAGAGGGAGUAAUUAAACAACCUGUUUCAGCAGUAACUGAAGCAGUAGGAAACCACUGCCAAGAACAAGUCCCCAUGGGCCAGAGCUGUAAGCUACAUGGCUGAGCAGAUUGAUCUGAUGACUGACUCUGAAUGCUGGAGUCUGAUCAGUUUGAGCCACAUAUCCAUGUCUCUCCAAGAGAUGCAGAAAACAAAGGGAAAUGCCACCACAGUAAUGCAGUGCUGAAUAACUGAGCUUGUUCUGCUUUGUUACUCAUUGAAAAAGCAGGCUGGGAUUUCCUAGCCAGCAACCUGCUCCCAGGACGGUGCUUCUCUGUGGUUGCCUUGGUCACACU